AUGGGUUCGCCCCCACCUACCACAUCUGCUCCUCCAGAUGUCCUUCAUGUUCCUAUACCCCGGAGAGGCGUUGAUUAUAGGGGCAAGGUCGUCCUUGCUCCUAUGGUACGAUCGGGAGAAUUGCCCUCGCGAUUGCUGGCAUUGAAGUAUGGGGCAGAUCUGGUUUGGGGACCAGAAACAGUUGACAGAUCCAUGAUCGGCACCACACAAAAAACAAAUCCUCGAACGGGCUGUAUAGAAUGGACGCGGAUUUCCUCCAACAACAAUGCGAAGGCCGAUGUGCCGGCUAAAGAGUCCAUCAUAUACCGGAUCGACCCUAAAAAAGAGUCAGACAAGUUGAUUUACCAAAUCGGUACUGCUUCGCCUGACUAUGCGGUCCAAGCAGCAACACUCGUGGCGCCGUACGUCCGGGGAAUCGAUGUCAACGCUGGCUGUCCAAAGCCUUUUUCAACGUCUGGGGGCAUGGGGGCGGCACUCCUACGAACCCCCGACCUCCUCUGCAACAUACUGACGGCACUUGUCACCAAAGUUGGAAUUCCUCACGAGAUCGGGAUCAGUGUGAAGAUAAGGUUGCUUGAAACUCCAGAGUUGACGUCCGAAUUGGUGAACAAGCUCUGCAAAACAGGCAUUGUGGGCUUAACAAUUCACUGCAGAACAACUCCUAUGAGGCCGAGGGAACGCGCCAUUAGAGAUCAACUGCGUAUGAUUGGAGACAUCUGCAGGAGUCAUGGUGUGGCGUGUUUGAUGAACGGUGAUGUAAGAUCGCGAGACGAUGGUCUGGCGCUUGCAAAAGAGUAUGGCGUUGACGGAGCAAUGAUUGCCACAGCUGCAGAGGCUAAUUCUUCUGUAUUCCGUCCAAAAGACCAGGGUGGGCUGGCACCCUGGCAGGAAGUUGUCAGGGAGUAUCUCCAGCUGGCGUUGAGUGUCGAAAACAAAUUUGGCAACACGAAGUUCCUCCUAUCUCAGUUGAUUCCAGGGAAGAACCCCGUCUAUCAACCAGUACAGAUGUCCCGCAGUUACAGCGGUGUGCUGGAAAUCCUGGAAAUUUCCGAUCAAGAGAUGGUGGAGAAAGCAAAGGAAAUUGAUGCCAUCCUCAAUCUCGAUGCUUCUACGGUCCGGAAGGCGGAUAUCAAGCGUCAGAACAAACAGCAGCACAAGCAGGAUGUGCAGAAGAAACAGGAAAAGAAGAGGACAUUGGAAUCCACAAAUAAUCAACAGGGAAAGGAUGAUAGUCCAAGUCACGAGCGCACAAAAAAACAAAAGGCUGAAAUAGCUGCUGAAAAUUGCGGCUUCGAUGGUGUUGGACAGGGAGCCAUGGCAGUUGCAGUCUGA
Messenger RNA from Exophiala dermatitidis NIH/UT8656, 1332 nucleotides. Its product is annotated as tRNA-dihydrouridine synthase 2. Bases 1 to 1332 code for a protein of 443 amino acids. Gene Ontology annotation, molecular function: tRNA dihydrouridine synthase activity; flavin adenine dinucleotide binding. Gene Ontology annotation, cellular component: cytoplasm. Lineage: Eukaryota; Fungi; Ascomycota; Eurotiomycetes; Chaetothyriales; Herpotrichiellaceae. The record is from RefSeq and is a predicted model, not a curated record. Gene Ontology annotation, biological process: tRNA dihydrouridine synthesis. The transcript has a single exon.